Messenger RNA from Pocillopora verrucosa, 825 nucleotides. Its product is annotated as ADP-ribose glycohydrolase OARD1. The record is from RefSeq and is a predicted model, not a curated record. NCBI's taxonomy places the organism in Eukaryota, Metazoa, Cnidaria, Anthozoa, Scleractinia, Pocilloporidae. Gene Ontology annotation, biological process: peptidyl-glutamate ADP-deribosylation.
CGAAAGUCACCAAGUUUCGUUGUACGGACAUUAAGUCAAAUUUUACAUGUACUCUGUAUUUCCCUAAAAGACGACAUGUCGCACAAGAAAGCGCUUACUUUGCUUGGCUCCAAGAGACCUAUCUACAUCCUUGCAACUCGAUGUUUCUUUUCCACCGAUUCUGCAAGCAAAGUUAGCAACUUGAAGAACACAAACCACUUUGAGUUGGUUGAAAUGAGUGGUUGGUCAAGGGUGGUACUGACUCCUGAUCCAAGCACAUCUUUGGCCCAUUGUGUCAGUGCAGACUUUGACAUGAGUGAUGGUAUCGCUAAGAAGUUUAAAAAGAAGUUUGGGAAUUAUCAGGAUCUUGUCACAAAAGGUCUGUAUUUUCAAGAAGAAGGAAAAGUGGGUGACAUUGCUGUGUUGGAGAGAAAUGAAUCAAGCUUUGUGUACUAUUUGAUCACCAGAGAAAACUGGUGGGACCAUGCUACACCCUCAUCAAUGCGCGGCUGUUUGAUGCAGUUGAGGAAGCACUGCCAGGAGAAUGGAGUUGAUAAGUUGGCUAUUCCCCGCUUAGGGACUGGAGCAGACAGAAUUGACUGGCCUUUUGUAAAGAGAAUUGUAGAAGAAGUUUUCAAGGAAACAGACAUUUCAAUUACGGCAUACACAUACAGAUAGUCUUUCCCAUGUGACAUAAAUAAUAUUGUUCAUUUACUGAUAUUAACCCUUUAGGCUACAAUAGUGACCAGCAUCUAAUUUCUCCUAACAAUAUCAUUGCCUGAUCAAAUGUACAGAUCAUGAGAAUGAAUGAAAUGAUUACCAAAGAUGAAAUGUCUUGAUGUUUGU